AUGGCCAUUGAACCCACAAAGGCUAUCGUACCCCCUCGAGGGGUCAAGACUGACUAUCCUUUAAUUGAUUCCGACCCACAUAUUAAGAGAGUCUUCGGCUAUGCUCGAGCUUCGGACUACGCCGUUGGUGGUGCCGCCGCAGCUGCCUCCCCGCUCGCCUUCUGGCUGAUGGAGAAGUUCAGUCCCUCUCACGUCGGAAAGGGAGGAUUUGCGCCAGUCAUGCGCUUGGCGACGGCAAUCGGCAUCCUCGGAGGCGUUCACAUUUUCUACCAGAGAUCUAUAAACCGCUUCUACGGCUUCACAGAAAACACACGCGAGGUCGAAAAGGAUAUGCGCGAAAUGGUCGACAAGGUCAAGAAGGGCGAGCCACUCUACGGCAAAUCACAACUCUCAGAAUACCUCCAAGGCGUUGCUGCCCGCAACUCGCGAUACACCGGUCUCUUUGCCCAUGUUAUCCCAUGGUUCAAUAUGGUCAACCAUAACCAGCAUGGUGUCGACACGGCCAAGUAUUAUCAGCAGGCUGAGAGAGAGCUUGAGGCGGAGCGCUUGGGCAAAUAA
Molecule: messenger RNA, 558 nt
Organism: Talaromyces marneffei
Lineage: Eukaryota; Fungi; Ascomycota; Eurotiomycetes; Eurotiales; Trichocomaceae
Exons: 5
Coding region: 1-558 (185 amino acids)
Source: RefSeq, a predicted model, not a curated record